AUGUCGCCGACGCCGGUCGUAGGGCACGAGAAGGAGGCGGAGGCGACGCCGGAAUCAGGGCACAGGAAGGAGGCGGCAGCGGAGGAUGAGGUUACCUUAACGCCGGUGAAGCCCGAGGCGGCGGCGGAAGGAAAGAGAGCCUACAUCCACAUCAAGGUAACGAGCCAGACUUUCCCGGACGCCUUCGUCCGCGCCAAGCGCAAAGUCGUGCUGAGCCGCGUCAUGGACAUGUACUGCGACAAGCACUCGCUCAAUCCGGAAGCCGUCGUGUUCCUGAACGACGAGGGCAAGCGCAUCAGGCCCUCGCAAACGGCGGAGGAGGCCGGCUUGGAUGACGGCGAGGUUAUCAGCGUCCACAUCGCCCAGCUCGGCGGCUCCGGCCGUGCUUCGGCCUAG
Messenger RNA from Triticum turgidum subsp. durum (durum wheat), 396 nucleotides. Lineage: Eukaryota; Viridiplantae; Streptophyta; Magnoliopsida; Poales; Poaceae. The record is from the annotation of a GenBank genome assembly.